Neltuma alba is the source of this 990-nucleotide messenger RNA. RefSeq names its product transcription factor SPEECHLESS. Gene Ontology annotation, biological process: guard cell differentiation; stomatal complex development; positive regulation of DNA-templated transcription. Bases 1 to 990 code for a protein of 329 amino acids. NCBI's taxonomy places the organism in Eukaryota, Viridiplantae, Streptophyta, Magnoliopsida, Fabales, Fabaceae. Gene Ontology annotation, cellular component: nucleus. The record is from RefSeq and is a predicted model, not a curated record. The transcript is spliced from 3 exons. Gene Ontology annotation, molecular function: protein dimerization activity; DNA-binding transcription factor activity.
AUGGAUGACAGCUUUUCCGAUAUCCUUGAAGAUAAGGAAUUUGGUGGGGACGAACUCUUUGCCAUUUUGGAGAGCCUUGAGGACUUCUCCGACUUUCCUCCCGUUGAUGAAGUUGUUAUCAGCACUAAGGAGAACGAGGAAACUUCAAGGUUCGCGUCACAAAAAUCAAGUUCUUCAAGUGCUCUACGAGAGUCUGAAGAGACUGAGCUUGAAGCUUCACCUAAGAGCAAGAGACAGAAGCUCGCACCCAACACUUCGUCAGAGGAUCCAAACCCAGAUGGCCAACAAAGGACAUCUCACAUCACUGUUGAGCGCAACCGAAGAAAGCAAAUGAACGAGCACUUGUCCGUCUUAAGGUCACUUAUGCCAAACUUUUAUGUCAAACGUGGAGACCAAGCAUCGAUAAUUGGAGGAGUGGUUGAUUACAUAAACGAGUUGCAGCAGGUUCUACAGUCCCUGGAGGCCAAGAAGCAAAGAAAAGUAUACAGUGAUGUACUAAGCCCAAGGCUAGUCUCAAGUCCAAGGCCUUUAGCUCUUAGUCCUAGAAAACCCCCUAUGAGCCCUAGGCUCAGCUUGCCAAUUAGUCCCAGAACUCCACAGCCAGGUAGUCCUUACAAGCCCAGGUUGCAGCAAGGUUACCUUUCUCCAACCAUCUCCAACUCUCUCGAGCCAUCUCCUACCUCUUCUGCUGCUUCGUCCUCCAUUAAUGAUAACAUCAAUGAGCUAGUGGCCAAUUCCAAGUCUGCUAUGGCCGAUGUGGAGGUCAAGUUUUCUGGGCCACACGUUCUUUUGAAAACAGUGUCUCCGCGUAUUCCAGGGCAAGCUUUGAAGAUAAUAUCAGCACUUGAAGACUUAUCUCUUGAAAUCCUCCAUGUCAGCAUCAGCACCGCUGAUGAAACCAUGCUAAACUCAUUCACUAUUAAGAUUGGAAUCGAAUGCCAACUCAGCGCCGAAGAACUGGCUCUACAAAUCCAGCAAACAUUCUGCUGA